AGUUGAGUUGGCCAAAUUGAGAUUCGGCUAUUUUCAGUUUCAUCUCCUGAUAGCUUUCUUCCAUUCACACUUGCCUUACAUCCUCGGUGCAUCAUCCGAUGGUCACAUUGGGUCUGGGAUGAGUCAAGCCAUCAGCCUCUCGCAUCCUACGAAAUUGGUGAGAGGUUUAAGGUAAAAGGCAUGGCUCCUUGCCAAAACUCCAAUCGUGUCAUUGCUUUCGAUUGUAAGGGGGAGUUCCUCGUACUGAAGAUAGUGACGAAGGGAAGAAACAAGGAAAGCGAAGAGGAGAUGCAGAAGGCAUCUGUCUCUGUGCAAAGGCCCCGGAAACACACGCCAAUUGCUGCUGUUGAUGAAUCAGCCGCGGUGGAGGAAAGUGAAGAGGAGGUGCAGACAGCAUCUGUGUCUGUGAAAAGGCCCCGGACACACACGGCUUUGGCUGUUGUUGAUGAAUCAGCCGCGGUGAUAUCAAAGACAAGGGUUAUGGAAGUUAUGGAGAAGGAAGCCAAAAAAGCCGACUAUGGCAAACCAGAGUGCGAGAAGAGAAUUGAGGAGGCGGUGGCCAAUUUGGAGCUGAAGUGGAGGAAAGCAGUGAAUGAAAUGAGAAAAGAGCAUGCAGCGAGCCUCCAAAAGCUGGAAAAGGAAUUGGAGCUGAAGCGCAUGAAAGCAGUGAAGGAACUGAGAGAAGAGCAUACACAGCGGGUCCAGACGCUGGAGGGUGAGGUCAGAAAUUUGAAGGCAGAGAUCGCAGCAAUGGCCGACCAAAGGAAUGGAGAGUCAAACCCCGAGAUUCAAAACCGUACAUGCAUGGGCGGUACUUGGCAAGAGCAAGAGCGGCGUGAG
Messenger RNA from Chara braunii, 840 nucleotides. Lineage: Eukaryota; Viridiplantae; Streptophyta; Charophyceae; Charales; Characeae. The record is from the annotation of a GenBank genome assembly.